Guillardia theta CCMP2712 is the source of this 363-nucleotide messenger RNA. RefSeq lists its product as hypothetical. Bases 1 to 363 code for a protein of 120 amino acids. The record is from RefSeq and is a predicted model, not a curated record. The transcript has a single exon. NCBI's taxonomy places the organism in Eukaryota, Cryptophyceae, Pyrenomonadales, Geminigeraceae.
AUGAUCACUCCUUUUGUUGUUGCAAGUAGAGAGAAGAUUUUGAAAUGGUUGAAUCGUUUCAUGGAUAGGACGAUGACACUGCAGGAACUGCUGCAAGAGGUUCGUAACAUGCAGACACGAGUAAAAUUUUUGGUGGAUUCUGUUCGUUUUUACAACGAGUCGCAGCAAGACUAUUUAAUUCCAGUGCUGAAGACGCUUGAAUACCGCUUGGAAGUUCUCGAAGAGAAGAUUUUGCAGAGGAUUGCUGUGGGGGUGAAUGGGAUGAACUCUGAGGAGUUAGAUGCUGCACAGAGGAAAGAUAUGGAGCAAAAUCUUUACUAUCUAGUGGAGUCUCUGGACAUGAUCAAGUACACAAUCGCGUGA